Danio aesculapii is the source of this 2860-nucleotide messenger RNA. It is a transcript of the gene sh3kbp1, whose product is annotated as SH3-domain kinase binding protein 1. The transcript has 18 exons. Gene Ontology annotation, molecular function: protein binding. The coding region runs from base 321 to 2225 and encodes 634 amino acids. Lineage: Eukaryota; Metazoa; Chordata; Actinopteri; Cypriniformes; Danionidae. The record is from RefSeq and is a predicted model, not a curated record.
ACUGAGCGCAGUGACGGCAGGCUGGAGUUCGUAAAGCGACGGAGGCAAAACUGUAGUGAAGCGCCUUACGGCUGGGGCAACAUCCACAUCAUCUCUUCCCCCUCUGCAUUGUUGCCCCUGCCCUUUUUGCCAUUUUUUUAAACGAGGGGCAGGAUAACCUGUAAUAAUUAUGCUUAGAAGCCGCGUUCCUCUUUCAUUUUAAGUGAUUAUUUGCAGUAUUUCCGACCCUGGGGACCGCAUCUCCCCAAAGUAGCGGAUUUCUAUCUUUUCCUCUACAUUGAAACAUCCUCCACAAACACGCCGCGUAAACAAGUUCAUAAAUGGUGGAGGCCAUUGUGGAGUUUGAUUACCAGUCCCAGCACGAUGACGAGUUGACCAUCGCUGUCGGUGACAUCAUCAGUAACAUCAGGAAGGAUGAGGGCGGCUGGUGGGAGGGAGAGCUGGAUGGUCGGAGGGGGCUUUUCCCUGACAACUUCGUCCGGGAGAGAAAGAAAGAAUCAAAAAAGGAGGUGAAGAAAGAGUCCAGUUUGGCCGGCUCCAAGUCAGACCUGUCCAAUGGCAGCGCAAGCCCCAGAUCAGAACCCAGCCUCAGACCCGCCAAGAAAGGUGAGAUGAUCCGAAAACGGCGCUUUAAAGCUGCUUUCAGCUACACUCCACAGAAUGAAGACGAGCUGGAACUGAAGAUUGGAGACGUGAUUGAUGUUCUGGGGGAGGUGGAGGAGGGAUGGUGGGAAGGUGUUCUUCAUGGCAAAACCGGGAUGUUCCCCUCAAAUUUCACCAAGGAGGUCCUGGCCGAGGUUGAGGAUCUGACACCACAGGACGACACACGCAGCACCCGAACCAGUAUAAAGGACAGCACCGGCUCUGAGAGCGAUGGCGGCGACUCCAGCAGUUUGCGCUCAGACACCGGCAGUGUUUCCUCCAGCUCCGAGAUUCAGCCCAAAAAAGUGCGAGGCUUUGGUUUCGGGGACAUUUUCAAAGACCAGCCCAUCAAACUGCGGCCGAGGUCUGUAGACAUGGACAGCGAGGCAGAAAAGCCUCAGAUGGUGAAGAAAGCGACUCCAGCUAUUGGCCAGGAGACCAUGAAGGCAGAGCAUGAGAACAAGGCCAAAGCAAAGGAGUUUUGCAAAGUUAUUUUCCCCUACGAAGCUCAGAAUGAAGAUGAGCUGUCAAUCAAAGAGGGAGAUAUUGUUACGAUUAUCAAUAAGGACUGUGCAGACGCUGGUUGGUGGCUCGGAGAGCUGAACGGCAAAAAGGGAGUGUUUCCAGACAACUUUGUCAAGUUAUUUAUCCCUGAGGUAGAAAAAGAGAGACCUAAGAAACCACCUCCUCCUGCAGCACCAACCACAAAACAUAUCACAGACAAAAAGACAGAGACAAAAAAGGUCCCACCAGAGCGACCUGAAUCUCUCCCGCACAGAGCCGAGGAAAAAGGUGAGGAGUCCAGGCUGGGUGAGAUCCCGAAGCCGUCACUGCCAGUGGUUCUUCCAAAGAAGCCUCUUCCCCCGAAAAACAACAACUCGUCAUUGAAUCGACCGUCAUCCCUGCCGCCUAAACGGCCGGACAGACCAGAGAGACCAGCUGUGCCCAAUAUACCAUGUGAGAGUCCAAAGUCUGAUGGCACUGCCGACAAAUCUGUAGAUGUUGAUGUAGAAGACUUCGACUGCAUCGUCUUGUCCACAGAAAAGCUGAACCACCCGACCACAUCACGGCCCCGUGUGACGGACCGAAGACCACGCUCGCAGACCUUCACAUCUUCCUCUCUCUCUAGUCCUGACCUCCUGGACUCCUCAUCUCCAGAGGAGGAGAGGAGAGACAAGGUGACGGGAAAGGAGGAGCAGGACUCAUUCACUCCCAAAACUCAUGACAACUCCAAGAAGAUGCCCAAGGCAGUGCCAGUUAUAACAGUUCCUGAGAAAUCAUCUUUACCUCCUAAGCCCAGUGGUCCAUCAUCUUCAUCAUCAUCGUCGUCUCUCCACCAGGGCAGCGCUGUACUGCGGCCUCAUUCGCCUUCGGUUGAUGCCAGAGGGAAGAGCGAACAGGGUCCCGCCACGCUGGAGGAGCUCAGAGCACAAUUACGAGACCUGAAAGGAACUGUAGAGCUCAUGAAGAGCCAGCACAAACAAGAAAUCAAACAGCUGGUGAGUGAACUGGAUGAGGAGAAGAGGAUUCGUAUAUCACUGCAGAUGGAAGUGGAGCAGAUUAAGAAGUCUCUGUCCAAAUGAACUCCAGCAUGCAGGAUGCGUAAGAUGAAGGAUGUGUCGAGGCUGAAGUAGAUUGUGCCAAAAAAGAACAAAAAUGUAUCAGAACAACUGCUUAAAACAACUGUUUACCCCCGAUUCUCUUCUACUCUUUCUGCUUUUUUUUGUUUUGUUUGUUUUUCUGCAUUUUACUCAGACUCACAGACCCGUUGCCCCGGGUCUGGCCUUACUGUGGGUCAUCAUGUGGUUAAAGGGUUUGGUUAGCUGGUCACCUGCACAUCUGUGACUAGUUAGCCAUCAUCCAUCACACUCUCUGGUACUGAACGCAUCAAAUGAAGGAGAAACCAUGGCGUUUUACUUACAUACUGUUCACCUUAAGUUCUUUUCUUUGGACUCGGAGGCCUUCUGUUCUUUUCUUUAUAUGCAAAGACGAGUUUCGUUUCAUUCCCCAUCAGCAACCCAUAAGAGGCCUUGUUUAAUUUCAAACUCUUCAGUCUUUCCUCUUUGUUUUACGUUGGUGACGACAAUGAGAAAACUCACAUUUUGUUUUCUUGACUUCUUGAAGUUAUUUCUUUGAAAUCUUCUAUAUAUACUUUUAUAUUUUAAUGUACUAAAUGCAAUUAUGUGUGCAGAUUUUAUUAAAAAAAAGAUUCUUCAAA